UAAAUUAUUACUCGCCAGUGACAUCAAGCCAGGGACACUGGCUUUAUCCAAAGUUUCCAUGAAAGCACUAGAAGAUUUUCUUUUUCAUUCUCGUUUUAAGGGUAUCCCAAGCAUAGCAAAGGAACAACAACAAUUAGAGGAAAACGAAAUUCUAUUAAAAACUUGCAAACUUUCUCGUGAUCUUCUACAUGACCUACGACAUUCCAACAGAGAAGGCAGAGCUAUAAAAAAUGUUCUUGUGCCUGUUGGUGAAACUAAUCUUCAGAUGAUUUAUCCAUCUACUGGUGCUUAUGUUGAAGGUGAAAUGGGCACAUUUCGUUGUCCCCAAGCUCCGAUGACAUUAUUGAUAGAUGGAAAAGAAAAGCUCCAACAGUUGAGCGAAGAACAGAUUGCCGAGCCGACUUCAGGCUCUUCCUCUAAAGUUGGCUGCAGCAGUUUGAAUAACAAGAUGCUUACGGUUUUAAAUGGCUUACGCAGAGAGUUUGAAACAUGUAGUACUCUGCUUGUCGCCUUCAUGCAAUCACAGGUAAAAGUCCCACUAGUGAAAGAAAACAAAAAUAAAUAUGUGGACGAAAAAGUCAACAUUGCCAAUACAUUGGGACUUUCGGUGUGGGGAUUGCUUACUACACCGUUUAAGUAUUUGAAUAACAUCACUGACUUGUCCAAAAAGUUUGGUCAAUUAGCUAUCGAAUUCACUCGCCACGCGGACAAUUGCUUGGAGUAUGUAUUUCCAAGCAGAGAGUGCCAAUUUCCUGACUACGACCAAAAGUUAAAAUUUCUUGUUGGUAGCAUGAAGGAAGGAGUUAUAUACAACGAAAGGUAUAUCAGUUAUUCUCUCGAGCGACAGCUGCAAGACCAAUGCAAAAAAAGGAACAUUGAUCAUAACACACCCGUUAGCGAUAUCCUCCAACAAUGGAAUGCUAACUUUGAGGAAGAAACUUUGAUGCUAGUGCCAGAUGAGUAUCGGCAACUAGUGGCACGAUGGAUCAGAUGGUCCUUGAUGAUCAACAAUGUUCGAGAGACUUUGGCCAGUCAAACUGCUAUCGGUGUUGUGGGACUUGUUAAUUCAGGAAAGUCAAAGCUCGUCAGUUCUAUUUUCCCCGUCAAGACGGUGAUUGGGACAACCGAUCGAAAACGUACCACCGUUCCGUUAAUUUACAACUUGCAUGAACAUAUCAAAGGUUUGGACGUCGUUGAUUUUCCUGGUGUGGAUGAUCGUGAUGAGUCAACUCCCGAAAUGGCAAAAUUGUUGUUAAGUUUAACUCGGAUUGUUGUGUUCGUGGUCGAUUACAGAAAGGCUCAUACAGAAUCAACAAAACAAUGGCUUUCUAUACUUGAGGAAGAAAACGUUCCUGUUCUUGUUUGCCUUACAUUUGCUGACAAACUUUUUGCCGAACUAUGGGGAGACAAUUGUGAUAAUAAUAUAACCACAAUAAGAGCUGAAAUGCAUCGUGAACUGGAGAAAAUCAAAAGCAAAAUUGGGUCGUCAGAAAAAAGUCAUCAGCGUGACUUUACACUAGCUGUGUUGGCUUUUAACAACGAUUCCAAACUCAAUUCUGACGAGGGGAAAGAAAAGUUACGUCAAGUUGGUCUUAGUGAUGAAUUAUACGUGGGUCAUUGGAUUGCAGCGAAAUUAGAAGAUCAAUACGAAUCACAAGAUCUCUCACAAAAUCUCCUCAAAUACUUACGGGAAAAGAAAAGCAGCACGUUAAAGUCGCAUUCAUGCAAACGCACAAGAGAAGAGCAAAAAGAAGAAAUUGUGAAGAAACCCAGAAAUGAAGUUUAGUAGGCGUAUUGUUUGUAUAAUGCUUGAUUGUAAAAUUAUCAUUUUUGGCAGUUUUUUGUUCUUUUAUUUUUUUUAAUACUUGUCCACAUGUAUGAAUUGUUCCUAGUUAUAUCAUGAUAAAUCUCGCUUUAGCUCAAACGAAAAAAGUCAACUCUUUUUUUUUAACCACACGUUAACAAUGUUAAAUGUCAGAUCGUAGCUAACGAAAGCAGUUUGUGGUGACCAGUAAAGUUAAUUUAGUAAAGACACGUUUAGUGAACAAGACCUGCUAUGUAUGCAUACUACAGCUAUUUUUUAUGAACUUGCCAAUUUUGGUAUUUAUAGUAUAAUCGAAAGUUGUUUUGUGUGAUAUUGUGUCUUAUCAUACGAGUAUUGAAAUUUAUGAGCAACAAAGCGGUGAAGUAAAAAUGAUAUGCCUAAAAUUUCCGAGGACCUGAUUGUAUAUAUCAUUUUCUUCACUAGUGAAAAACGUCGUAUCUGCAUUCUGGUUGCUUAUAUCAUUUUUCUCACCAGUGACAAAAUGCAUCCAAGUUUUACCGCGAAUGAUAAACAGCAUUAAAAUUAAAGAAAACAAAA
Molecule: messenger RNA, 2362 nt
Organism: Xenia sp. Carnegie-2017
Lineage: Eukaryota; Metazoa; Cnidaria; Anthozoa; Malacalcyonacea; Xeniidae
Exons: 5
Coding region: 59-1786 (575 amino acids)
Molecular function (GO): GTP binding
Source: RefSeq, a predicted model, not a curated record